This is a messenger RNA of Kluyveromyces marxianus DMKU3-1042, 600 nucleotides long. It is a transcript of the gene EMP24, whose product is annotated as Emp24p. The record is from RefSeq and is a predicted model, not a curated record. The transcript has a single exon. The coding region runs from base 1 to 600 and encodes 199 amino acids. Gene Ontology annotation, cellular component: endoplasmic reticulum-Golgi intermediate compartment; COPII-coated ER to Golgi transport vesicle; endoplasmic reticulum. NCBI's taxonomy places the organism in Eukaryota, Fungi, Ascomycota, Saccharomycetes, Saccharomycetales, Saccharomycetaceae. Gene Ontology annotation, biological process: protein retention in ER lumen; Golgi organization; endoplasmic reticulum to Golgi vesicle-mediated transport.
AUGUUAUUGCAGUUUUUGGUGUUGCUAUUUGCUGGUUUGUGUAAUGCACACACUGUGCAUCUACCGGCGUACGGACGUCGUUGUUUCUUCGAAACAUUGAACAAGGAUGACGAGCUUUCUGUUUCGUUCCAAUUCGGUGACAGAGACCCCCAUGGUACCGACCAAUUGACGGGUGAUUUCAUCUUGUACGGGUCCCAAAGAAACGAAGUUUUGAAGACGUUGAGAGACGUGUCGCACGGCGAAGUGUUUGUGAAUGCCCCAUACGCAGGGAAGUUCCAGUACUGUUUCCUGAACGAGAACUCUGGCAUUGAGACCAAGGAUGUUACUUUCAACGUGUACGGUGUUGUUUACGUGGAUCUAGACGAUCCAAACACGAGAACGUUGGACGGGUCUGUUAGACAGUUGUCGAAGCUUGUGAGGGAGGUGAAGAACGAACAAAGCUACAUCGUGAUCAGAGAGAGAACGCACAGAAACACAGCUGAGUCUACCAACGACCGUGUGAAGUGGUGGUCGGUGUUCCAGCUCGUUGUUGUGAUUGCGAACUCGCUGUUCCAGAUCUACUACUUGAAGAGAUUCUUCGAGGUCACCUCGUAUGUGUAA